GUUUCAUCACCAAUUAUUUUGAAAAAUGAGUGAUCCUCCAAGUUAUGACCAUGACCUACUGAAUCGGCUCAAUGCUUUGAAGAAAUCCAAUAUUCAGCUCGACGCAUCCCCUCGUCCACCACUAAACGUUUUUGCAAAAGAGUCGACCCCCGAAACAGACUUGUCUGAGAGACUGCGUAGCCUACGAAAUGGUACACCAUCAAGAUCUGGCACCACUGAAGCACCUGCGCCCGCUAGCACCACAUCGCCUCCACAACAAUCCGGUUUCUACAGCCAAGCCACCACAAGUGAUGCCGUUCCCAUAUUUUCAGAUGAUAUCCACGAGGAUAAGUCUUUGGACGAACUUUUAGCAGAAUUGGGAUCUGGAUCUGAGUGGUUGAAUCCUGAUGAUCCGAAUGAUAUUCAAAAACUUCUUGAUGAAGCUAAGAAAGCUUUACCAGAUGGUGAGAAUGUCGCUUUAGAGGAAGAGACGUCAAAGGGUGCUUCUGAGGAGAACGUUCGGAAGCAAAAUAUCCUGACAAGUGGUCUUGAUAUGUCUGUGUUUGCCAUAGAUGACGAUGAGGACGGGGAAUCCAGAAAUAAACAGAUCGAGGGCUUAGAGGGCGAAUCACGUGAAGUGCAGGAUAUUGUUGCCAGGCUAUUGGACGAGGUAAACCUAGAGAGAGGAGCCGGGGAUGAACACGAAGAAGAGGAGUCUCAAGGGGCUAAUGCCACGAACGCGGAUGCGGGAGGGAAAUUCUCAUCUUUCCCCCGAUACAAGCAGGAUGAUAGCGAAGAACCCAAUCUCACACUCCCAUCCGCACCCUCCACACUCCCGGAACCGAGCAGGACAUCGAUCGAUUUCGAAGACGAUAUUACUGCGAGAUUAGCUGCGUUAAAGGGUCUUGGUUCUACUCUUGUCAAUGAUCUUGGGUUACCUUCUGCACCCACUACCAAACCGGUUGAUAAGACGGCAAAAGAGACAAAGGGAAAAGGAUUAAAGAAAUACACGGAUGAGGAAAUGGAUACGUGGUGUAUUAUUUGUCAAGACGAUGCGACGAUUAAAUGUGUAGGCUGUGAGGGAGACUUGUAUUGUGCGAGAUGUUGGAAGGAGGGACACAUGGGGGUUGAUGCCGGGUGGGAGUUUAAGAGACAUCAGUGGCGGAAAUGGGAACGUUCUGAUUAGUUGGCUAGGGUUUAGAGAGGAGCAAGAAUGACAGAUGAAAUUUCUUCAGUUGUGCUAUUUGUACUCUGCUUUGAUGGUGAGGGAUACAUGUCAUUUCUGAAUUUGAGAGGAGUUGCUAGUGGUCCAGUGAUGGCGCUCGAAUGACUAUCCCAGGAACUCACAUGAUCAUUUGAUUGACAAACCUCAAUUGAGAGACCAACAAACGCAGUAUGAGCCAUCGCCCAAAGUUAUAACAUACAAUGCAUAUUCUCAUCUCAUACCGACUGAUCAAAGUCAAUAUGUUGCGUUUUAGCUGCA
Messenger RNA from Botrytis cinerea B05.10, 1462 nucleotides. RefSeq lists its product as hypothetical. The coding region runs from base 26 to 1165 and encodes 379 amino acids. The record is from RefSeq and is a predicted model, not a curated record. The transcript is spliced from 2 exons. NCBI's taxonomy places the organism in Eukaryota, Fungi, Ascomycota, Leotiomycetes, Helotiales, Sclerotiniaceae.